CAUAAAUUAUUUUUUACGAUUAAUAAAACUUUUAAUUACUGUUCUUUUGCUGAAACUUGAAAGCCUCAGUUCUGAAAACUUUGCCUACGAAUUUUUGGAGUUUUGAAAAUGAGCCAGCCUGCAGAUCCAAGAAAUGCUGUGCCUGCGAGAAUACCUCUGACAUCGCGGACCGAAUACCACAGGAUCAACUUCUUACUGCAGGCUUCCGCGAUGAUGGAAGGCGUAACAGGUGCGCAAAACUCUUCUCCAGUAUCUCGAACCACGGAAGCGAAGAGCCAGCAUACUAUCGGCGAGGAAUCUUCGACAUCGAAAAUACUACGGAAUAACAAAGCUCUGGAUUUGCCUCGAUUGAAUGCAGGCCGCUCUUUCUUGCAGCAAGCAAAGCAAGUUGCAAGGAAAGCUGUUUUACGAUUAUCUGCAGAUACAAAACGCACAAUUUGUCGUCGCUGCUGGGCUCUUCUCGUGGCUGGAUCAUCGUGCAGCGUCCGAUUUCGUCGAGGAAAAAGUAGGAUUUUGUACAUGACGACCACUUGCAAAGCCUGUGGAUAUUCAUUCCGUUUACGAAUGAAAAAACCACCUGCUAAAGUUACGAAUUCUGAUUUGAAUUCGUCGGAAGGAGCGCUUCCGAAAUUCAUUGGCCGGCCAAAAAACUCGAUCAAUCCGGACAGCGCAUGGAAGACCGGUGAAUAAGGAGGAAUUUGGUUGAGCACUUUAACCAGUGCUAAUCGCAUGGCUUGCUUGAAGAAGUUUGUGGAUCGCAGGCAGUCCAUGGUGCGACGGUGAUAACGAGGUACAAAAACCGGAAGCGGUUUGGAUAGUUCAAUGGGAAAAUUAUGCUCCGGAUCGGGAUUGUCAAAUCCGAAAUCCGGCAGUUCACGGGAUGGAAUAUUUUGGAAUUUUCUUACGGGUGGAACGGUGGUUACAAGAUCGCUUAGUGGUGCCGUCGCCGUAAUAUUAUUCGGCUGGCGUAGUUGAUGCGAGGUGAAAGGAGUCGUCGUUGCAAAUUUUAUUGAUGGAUCCCAUGUUGGAGUUGCCGUGGUUUUGGGAGAGGCUGUGUGUUAGUUGAAGUUAUAAUUAGUCUGAUAAAUAUUUUAUCGAAUCGGAAAGGUAUUCAAAAUGAAUGCCUUGUUAUUAAUGUGGUAAAAGUUUACGCCAUAAAAGGUCCAAUUGCUAUGCUAUUUUUCAUAUUUUUAAUAUCAUAAUUAUAAUAAUGUUGGGGUGUUAGUAUGAUUAUAUGUCCAGUGCAGGGUAGAAAUUUGUAAGUAAGAUGGUUUAAGAAUAA
Paramacrobiotus metropolitanus is the source of this 1282-nucleotide messenger RNA. RefSeq lists its product as uncharacterized. NCBI's taxonomy places the organism in Eukaryota, Metazoa, Tardigrada, Eutardigrada, Parachela, Macrobiotidae. The transcript has 4 exons. Bases 109 to 690 code for a protein of 193 amino acids. Gene Ontology annotation, biological process: tRNA processing. The record is from RefSeq and is a predicted model, not a curated record. Gene Ontology annotation, cellular component: nucleolar ribonuclease P complex.